Pieris brassicae (large cabbage white) is the source of this 4856-nucleotide messenger RNA. It is a transcript of the gene vlc, whose product is annotated as guanylate kinase-associated protein mars-like. Gene Ontology annotation, biological process: signaling. Bases 323 to 3196 code for a protein of 957 amino acids. The record is from RefSeq and is a predicted model, not a curated record. NCBI's taxonomy places the organism in Eukaryota, Metazoa, Arthropoda, Insecta, Lepidoptera, Pieridae. Gene Ontology annotation, molecular function: molecular adaptor activity. Gene Ontology annotation, cellular component: glutamatergic synapse; postsynaptic specialization. The transcript is spliced from 8 exons.
AUUUUCCAAAUAGAAUUUCGGGUUCGAGACGGUGUAUUCGAUUUUUAAAAUAAAUCAAAUAACUUUGUGUUAUAGUGUAUCUAUGCAAAAUUUAAAAAUAGAAUAUGUCGGGUAGAGUGUCCUUAUUCGAUUUUUAAAACAAAUAUAAUAAUUUUGAUGUUAUAGUGUAUCUUCGCAAUUGUAGUAUAUAAUUUGAAAAUAGACCAUAGACUAUAGAGUGUCGAAUGUACGUAUAACCGUUUGUAAAUAACAGUGUGGUUUUGUUUUUUAACACUGCUGGCCGAACGCGUUCCAUUUUUGAAUUAGUUUCGCGGUGUGAGUGAUGACGAUGGGGAAAAAGAAAAAUGGAAAAGGCGGGAGUCGUUUUUUCCGUUGGAUCAAAAGCGAUCUGCCCGAUGAAGAAGAUAAAAAAUCACCAGUUCUCCUUCUAGGAGUGAAUAAAAUAUCUGACUCCCCAUUUGCAAGAAGGCGUCAUGAUCCACAAACCGGUUCAAUACGCUUCUUCAGGCCUCCUAAGUCCAAAUAUACAAGAGGAUUAAAUGGUGAUGAAAGACUGGAGAAAAUUAGAAAGGAUCUCCUCCUUCAUAAACACAAGCCUGACAUAUACAUUCCUAAUAUAAGACAGACCAAAGACAACUGUCACAGACUCACGUGUAUCGGUAGCUGUAUCUGUGACGCAUCAGAUAGAGGCUCGUUCUCCUUCCACAGACCUAGUUCUGAAUUCAACGAAAUAGAAUUCAAAUACACAGAGCACAUUCCAGAAAACCAACCAUCCAGCAGCAAAACAUCGUAUAAUAUAACUCCUAAAUCGACUGAGCGCAGACAUUUCCUACUAUCAAAUUUAAAUGAGCGUUUUCGUAAGACACUCAGCUUGGAUUCGCGUAAAAUUGAUAGACUGGAUAGGCCAAAAUCUAUAGCCACCAGUAAUAUAGAUAAAGAAGGGUUAGUGCAUCCAAAGAAGAAGAGGAAGUCAUUUUUCUCACUCGACACGUUCUUUGAUAAGAAAUCGGAUACCUCGUCAAUAGAUGAUUUCUGUUCGUCGAAGUACAAAAGAUUUGAAUUGGAAACUGAUGAUUCGCCAAUACUUAAAACUGAUAGAAAGAACACGAGGUGUAAAUUGGAGAAAUUAGAAGACCAUUUCUAUAAGAGUCUGAAACAGAAUGUGGUUGAUGCUGUGCCAGCUGAUGCGUAUGAGGAUGAUGUUGAAUAUAUAGAACCUAUAAGUAAUUUCACAAGUCAGAGCACAUUGAUUUUUGAUAGAAACGAUAAGUUAGACGCUAAAUUGGAUAUAAAAGCGUACGAAAUUGUCGUGCAAGAAACAGAUUUGAGUCCAACGCAUCUAGUAGUCAAAGUUAUGGAUAAGUCAGUAGACUCAAUAGGAAGUUGUUCGUUGGAUGUCGACGCGAGCACUGAUUUCUCAGAUACCACAUCGGGAAGUCUGAACAUCCUCACACCAUCAUCAACCACAAGCCGUAUUAAAGAAUUCACGUCGCGAAUACAAGAGAGAGCUGGUACUCUGCAACCGAACCUAACUCCCACUCCAUUUACACCACCCAGAACACCAGAAAGACCAGACCUUCUGAAACCCCCAAAAAUCGUGAUUGAUACUUCGAGUCACAGAUCCCGGAGCCAUCUUAAAAAACGCGACGAGCAUAAGAAGCCCAGCUACCUGAAUCUGGCCUGUUCAGUCAACGGUUACACGAAUCUGACGACAUAUGAUUCCAAAAUUCGCCAGGAUAUCAACAAGAGUCGUGAAGCGUCACCCAUACGGCCAAUAACACAUUAUCGAACUGAUCCCCUGCUAGUACCCAUUCCAGUAAGUGCGAACAAAUUGGUUGUACCAACGUUCCCUCAUGAUACCAAUUUGACGUCCAAGGCGCCGAGCAAGGCGCACACAGACCCAUACUUAGCCAACACAUUCAUGGCGGCAGAAAAUCGCCAGCUCAAGAACGACUUCCUCGGUACAAUGACGACAAAAAGCUAUAUAUCAUCAGAAAGCAAGAGCUUCUCCUCCAUACAGAAGGAUGAGGUGGAUCAGGUCUUCAAAUGCAGUUACUCUGAAACUAAUUUCAUAUCCGGAAAGGAGUUUUCGGAGUAUACCAUAACGUCGAAUGAAAAGCGAGUCGAGAUCACCAAGGAGAAUGGGGAGAAGCUAACCAGUCCAAUGAAAAGUUUCAUCCAACAGAGGGUGGAGAGGCUGUACGGCCCUGGUGCGUUGGCACAAGGAUUCUUUCAGCGGCAUAAAAGCGACGACAUCCUGACAGAGAAAUCUCUAAACUGCCAAAGCCCUGAGCGAGUCAAAUCGACUGAGGAAACCAGCCCCAAAGACCUUCCAGUCUUGAGACACUUGAGACCAGAAUUUCGUGCACAACUACCAAUAUUAUCGCCCAGGAAAUCUAAAAUUGAUUCGCCCAAGUCUGAAACUAGUGAAGUCAACAUUGAAGUAAUCGAGAAUGGUAAAACCGUGAAUGAAGUGAAUGGUGCUAAAAGUGAAGUAAAGAAUGGCGAAACUGUGAAAGAUGCAUACUAUUUCCUGGAUUUGGAGAAGAAAGAGACAGAGAGGCUGCUCGCACUUUCAGCUGGGGCUGAAAAGGAAUUGGAAAGCUUACAAAACCAAGAAAAUAUAAGUGAGGAAGUGCUGGGUCUACUCCGAGCUGCCUCAGGGAAAGCGAGGCUUCUGGCCACACAGAAAAUGCAGCAGUUUCAAGGUCUCUGCUAUAACAAUAUAAAUGAAUGUGGAGAUGAACAGUUCCCAACAACAUUGGAAGACCUCCAAGGCUUCUGGGACAUGGUGUUGCUCCAAGUUAGGAAUGUCGAUGCAUUAUACUCUCAUUUGGAUAGUUUGAAAGCAAAUAAUUGGCAAGAGAUUGCACCACCACCAUCCAAACCCCCAGCAACACCGGCCCGGAGUAAAGUGGCUCGCACUCCCCAAGUGAAGAAUGAGAAGGCGCGUCUGGCAGCCGAGAAAAGAGAGGCUGACAGGAAAGCGAUGCUGGAACAUAGGAGGCGUGUGGCUCGCGAGCGUCAGCUAGCAGCUCGGGCUUCGACUCCCGGACAAAGCAACGAAACGGACCAUUGUAUGUCCGUUGAAGGCAGUCAGGAAGUGGAAAUAUUUGUCGGCAAAAGUGCGCCAAAAGUGAUACCUCAAGGCGAUUGUCCAAGCACGACUCAGUCUGACGAUUCUCUACGCAGCUGAUUUAUGGAAGCGUAAAAAAAUCAGUUGCCACAAUUAGGUUGUCAAAAGUCAGUGUCAGAUGUCGAAGCGUAAACGGUUGUCGGGAGUUGUCAAAAAUAUUCGCGGUCAAAUGUUUGUCUAUAGCUGUUAAAGCGUUAAGUGUUCGUAGGUUUGUCAAAGUUUUUCUUACAUAAAGCGGUAACUGCAUGAUUUACUAUGCUAUUUGUCAAAAUUAUUGUCAACUUUCGGAUAUCAUUUGCAGUUUUCUCACAAUUUUCAACUAAUUUUGAUGGUUUGACAUAUUUGAUAAGUUUUUUGUCAUCUGUCAUCGCUUUGACAGUUCUCAGAAUGGGAAAAGUACAAUUUUAUACGGAUUAAUUUAUGUACCUCGAUGUGUUAGUAUCUGAUUUCUUUAAAUUACGAAGCGUGAACAUCUGUCAGCUGUCAUCGCUUUGACGUGUAAGAUUUGCACAUCUUUAGUCAACUGUCAGUUGUCAAGUGUUUGUUUUACCUUAAAAUACUAAUAUAAGCGUUGACUUCAAACUCAAACUUACGUGAUACUAAACAUAUUAUAAAUCUCAAACCACUUUAUAGUAUAUUAUUUUAUUAUCCUAUAUAAAUUUUCUCUCAGAGGAAAACUUUGCCAAAAUUAUGAAAAAUAGUAAAAUUUUCGAUUUAAGCAAUUUUAUCAUAUUUACUAGAGUCCAAAUAUGGCGGCUUUUAUCACUUAACACAUCUGAUACAUGCCAAAAUUCAUUCAUAUUUGUUUAGUGUAACUUUAUAUCUCUAACGGCCUAUAUAGCCUUCUCAUAUAGAAACGAAAAUAGUGUUCGUAAUAUAUUUAGAUAAUAGCACAAAAUGCAUAAUAUAAAGAAAAAAAAUUCAUUAUAAAUACUGAAUUUUUCAUGAUUUUUUUUUAUUCCUAUAGACAGCCCAAAUAUUUAAUUAUUUUUAAGUGUAUCAAAUCCCGUAUAUACAAUUCACUGCUUUAGUCUUGUAAUAUGCACUGUUAAUGUCUUCAAAUCUGGCAAAUGUCUGUCAAACAGUUCAAGACACCUGCCAGACAUCUGACAGUUUAAUGUACUGUUUUUGAAAUUAAUAAUGAAAAUCGCUUAAAUGUUAUGUAUAUGCGAUGUAAGUCUUUUUCUAAAUCUGACAUUAUUCAUUCACUGUCAACAUUUAAUUUAUUUCAGUUUAUUGUACUGUUUUUGAAAAGAAUAAUGAAAAUCGCUCCAAUCUUGUGUAUAUGCGAUAUGUGUUUUUAAGUCUGACAGAUGUCAUUCACUGUCAAAAUAAUUAAUUCCAGUUUAUACGAUGAUUAAAAAAAAAGAUAUUACGAUAAUUGCCGCUUAAAUCAUGUGUAUAUGCAAUGAAAGUCUAUUUUUAAAUGUGACAGAUGUUUUUCACUGUCAAAAUAAUGAAAUUCAGUUUUUGUUAGUACUGAUAAUGAUGAUUUAAAAAUAUUCCACUUAAAUCUUGUGCGAUGUUAGUCUGUUUUCAAAUCUGACAGAUGUCAUAAACUCUCAAAAUAUAAUCUGUGUAAUGAAUUUCAGUUUCUGAGCUUUUUUUGACAAUAUUGCGUUUAUAUUUAAGAUAAUAUUUGACUGGAUGAUUUGUGUAUAAUAUUGCAACAAGGAUUUAUCAAUGUUUAAAUGCUAUCUCAAUAAAUUAUUGUUUAUGA